UCUUGCCAUUGUUACUGUAAUUUGUUUGUAGAGCAGCACAUGCCCACAGCUGCUGCAAUGCUUUCUUCCUUGAUAUUUCAGUGAUAAUUUCCCUUAACACAGUAUUAACCCAUCAAUAGCCAGCAUUUUAACAACCAGUUGUGGAGUCUUGGGUAUCGGUAAAUGGUAAUUAGGGUUUGAAUUUGAAUUUGGGAGAAUUUUCAAGGACAGUUGGGCGGACCAUGAUUUGGGUGGGAAGCAGAGAUUCUUUUUGUUGUUGUUGAGCAUCCCAUUAUUUUUAACAUUUUGCACAAAUGGGAAUCUAAAAUCUUAAAUAAAAUAUAGAGUUGCGUGGUGGAUCCCAAUUCCCAAAAUCUAUUUUAGUAAUCCGAAAGAAACAAGUCGGAAAUAUAACCAACAUGGGGUCGCGUACUGAAUCAGAGAACGAGAGAGAGAUCUGGAAAGCAAUGGAGGUAGCAGAGGGAGCUAGAGGAGAUAACUCGAGCUCUCAUGUUCUUCAAUCUUCAUCCCUCACCCUCGAUACGUCCCUUUCCCUACCUGAUUUGACUCCGCCUCUCAUAGAGCUGUGCAAGGAUUUGUUUAAGAAAUGGUCAAGAUUGGAUGAUUCUUCCUUCUCUGUUGAGACGGUUUCCGGUGGCAUAACAAAUCUCUUGCUGAAGGUAUCUGUGAAGGAAGAAGAUGGAAAUGAGGUGCCUGUAACUGUCAGAUUAUAUGGUCCCAACACUGAUUAUGUUAUCAAUCGAGAACGCGAGCUUCAGGCCAUCAAAUACCUCUCGGCUGCAGGAUUUGGUGCCAAGUUGCUUGGAGUAUUUCAAAAUGGCAUGGUCCAAUCUUUUAUAAAUGCACGAACACUGAUUCCGCAAGACAUGAGAGAGCCGAAGCUGGCUGCUGAAAUUGCCAAGCAACUCCGUAAAUUCCAUCGGGUGGAUAUUCCAGGCUCUAAAGAACCUCAGUUGUGGAAUGACAUCUUCAAGUUCUAUGAAAAUGCAUCCAUUCUUCACUUUGAUGAUAUUGAGAAGCGAAAAAAAUAUGAGACCAUUUUGUUCAAGGAAGUUUACAAUGAAGUUGUUGAAAUCAAGGAAUUGACAGAUCUUCUCAAUGCUCCAGUGGUUUUCGCUCAUAAUGACUUGCUUUCAGGGAAUCUGAUGCUUAAUGACGAUGAAGAGAAACUCUACAUCAUUGAUUUCGAGUAUGGAUCAUACAGUUACAGAGGUUAUGACAUUGGAAAUCACUUCAAUGAAUAUGCAGGCUAUGAUUGUGACUACAGCUUAUACCCAAGUAAGGAUGAGCAAUAUCAUUUCUUCAGGCAUUAUUUACAACCUGAUAAACCGCAUGAGGUAUCGGACAAAGACAUUGAAGCUCUAUACGUGGAGUCAAACACUUACAUGUUAGUUUCACACUUAUUUUGGGCUUUAUGGGCACUAAUCCAGGCCAAGAUGUCUCCGAUAGAUUUUGAUUAUCUGGGUUAUUUCUUCCUGCGAUACGAUGAAUUCAAAAGGCGGAAGGAAAAAGCUUGUUCAUUGGCACGAUCUUACCUCUCAGGACAAGAGAGUCGGUAGUUUCUAUUUUUCCCUCCUAUGCAUUGCAAGCACUCUUCAUAUGGAUUCAUAGGCAAACAUUCUUGUAUUUUUUUUUUCCUUAGCCAUUUGAAAGAAAAGUUGAAAAACGAGUAUAUGCGAAUAAUUGAGAGGUAGGAUGGAUUCCUCAGUUCCAUUUGUUGUAGUUCUUAGUCUUAGUGCAUUUCUUCAAUAACAACCUUGCUGUCUUUUGCCUAAGAUACAUUAGUUUAGGGUAUCAAUGAAAUAUCAGUUGGUUGAAAUA
Populus nigra (black poplar) is the source of this 1821-nucleotide messenger RNA. Its product is annotated as probable ethanolamine kinase. Gene Ontology annotation, molecular function: choline kinase activity; ethanolamine kinase activity. The record is from RefSeq and is a predicted model, not a curated record. Gene Ontology annotation, biological process: phosphatidylethanolamine biosynthetic process; phosphatidylcholine biosynthetic process. Bases 399 to 1559 code for a protein of 386 amino acids. Lineage: Eukaryota; Viridiplantae; Streptophyta; Magnoliopsida; Malpighiales; Salicaceae. Gene Ontology annotation, cellular component: cytoplasm. The transcript has 11 exons.